UUUCCAAAGCGGGUCGAUUUUAACAGUUUGAGGAUCCAAACCCGACCCAAGGUAGUUGGGAUCUCAAAUUCCGAUAAGCAAGAGACGCUGACACUUUAACGUUCGAAUUCACCAAACCCCUCAGCCUUUCUAGCAACAAAAGUCCCCUGGUCAGAUCAGCCUCUCUCAUUUCUCCAACCUACCUUUUUUAUUUUUUAUUAAUUUCUCAUUUUCCAAUUAUUUAUCUGCCCAUUUGAGUUUACCACAUUUUGAUUAACUGCAUUGGAGGAUAUCGGGGAGAGUAGGGUAUAUGGUGUAAAUGGCGUCGGAGAGGGAAAGUUUCGACCUUUCAGGACCAUUGCUCCUAACUUCCAUUGACUGGCAGAAUACUCAGCAUCAAAGAUCUGUUGCUGCCUGUUUGGUUGAGGGUGUCUACAUUCUUGAACGGGACCGCCAAGAGGAACGAGAAGGGCCCCAGGCCCUUGCUCCUCCUUGGUGGGAGUUCUUCCAUUUUAAGCUGCUCCGUAAGCUUGUGGAUGAUGUUGGUUUCUCUAUCUUUGGUGCCGUAUAUGAGUUUAAACCUCCACCCUCUCUUUGUAACCAUCCAUCGGAAGGAAGCCCUUGUUAUGUAAUUGCUUUCCGAGGCACCAUAACGAAGUAUGACUCAGUCUCACGAGAUCUUGAGUUGGAUAUUGAGGUGAUCCGAAAUGGACUUCACAGGACAUCUCGCUUUGAGAUUGCUAUGCAAGCUGUCCGAAAUAUGGUUGCUGCAUCAGGUCCUUCAAAUGUUUGGUUAGCUGGCCACUCCUUGGGGUCAGCCAUGGCAAUGCUUGCUGGAAAAACUAUGGCUAGCUCUGGCAAUUAUCUCAAAUCUUUUCUCUUCAAUCCGCCAUUUGUGUCGGCCCCAAUAGAGAGGAUUAAGGAUAAGAGAGUGAAGCAUGGCCUUCGGAUUGCAGGCAGUGUGAUUACUGCAGGACUCACUCUUGCUAUGAAGGCUAAACAACAACAACAUCAUCAACACAGAAGUCGACCAGAAAAUGAACCAUUCACUACUCUAGCUGCAUGGUUCCCUGGUCUAUUUGUCAAUCCAUCUGAUGACAUCUGCUCUGAAUAUAUAGGGUAUUUCGAACACAGGAAGAAGAUGGAGGACAUUGGAGCAGGGGCCAUUGAGAGGUUAGCAACUCAGAAUUCUCUAGGGGGUCUACUGAUGCACGCGAUGGGAAAGAAAGCAGCGCCCGAGCCCCCAUUGCACCUCAUUCCUUCGGCGAACCUGACAGUUAAUUUAACCCCUUCAAGGGAUCUGAAAGAAGCCCAUGGAAUUCACCAAUGGUGGAGAGACGACCUGCAAUUGCUUUCCGAGGUCCACAAAUACAAAUAGUUUUCGGUGUUAUUAUUUUGCCGUGUGCUAGUAUCUUUGUGUGAGCAGUAAAGAAGCCUCCAAGCUUGUUUACAUCAGCCAUCAUUUUGGAAAGAAAAAAGCAAAGAAAUGAGGAAGAAGAGCAAUUGGGAGGCUGUUUGGUUCUGAUAGUGUGAAGCUGUUUACUAAAGUUUUUGUUGAUCGGAGUAUGAACGAUAUUGAUUCUACAUAAGUUGUUUAUUCAUUUAUUUGAUUGGAAUGUAAAUCACAAUGAUUACGAAGA
This is a messenger RNA of Pyrus x bretschneideri (Chinese white pear), 1619 nucleotides long. RefSeq names its product GDSL esterase/lipase At4g10955. The transcript has 3 exons. NCBI's taxonomy places the organism in Eukaryota, Viridiplantae, Streptophyta, Magnoliopsida, Rosales, Rosaceae. Gene Ontology annotation, biological process: lipid metabolic process. The record is from RefSeq and is a predicted model, not a curated record. Bases 299 to 1357 code for a protein of 352 amino acids.